ACUGCAGGGAGUGAACGAGAGAGGGAGGAGCAGAGAUCUGUAUCUGUUCAGAGGAAGAGAAUCUGUUCUUCAGUCUCUGGCAGCAGCUGAAAUGGCGCAGCAAGAAGUUCACCUGGACAGAGAAAGAUUCUGCUGUUCGAUCUGUAUGGAUCUACUGAAGGAUCCGGUGACUACUGUCUGUGGACACAGCUUCUGUAAGAGCUGUAUUAACAACCACUGGGACAAUGGGGAGGAGAGAGGAAGCUACAGCUGUCCUCAGUGUAGACAGUUCUUCACACCGAGACCUGUCCUGGAGAAAAACACCAUGUUAGCUGAUUUAGUGGAGGAGCUGAAGAAGACUGGACUCCAAGCUGCUCCUGCUGAUCACUGCUAUGCUGGACCUGAAGAUGUGGUCUGUGAUGUCUGCACUGGGAGAAAACUGAAAGCUCUCAAGUCCUGUUUGAAUUGUUUGGCCUCUUAUUGUGAAAAACACCUCCAGCCUCAUCUUCAGGCAGCUGCAUUGAAGAAGCACAAGCUGGUGGAGCCCUCGGAGAAGCUCCAGGAGAACAUCUGCUCUCGUCACGACGAGGUGAUGAAGAUGUUCUGCCGCACUGAUCAGCAGUGUAUCUGUUAUCUCUGCUCUGUGGAGGAACAUAAAGACCACGACACAGUAUCAGCUGCAGCAGAGAGGACUGAGAGGCAGAGAGAGCUCGGGCUGAGGAGACAAACAAUCCAGCAGAGAGUCCAGGACACAGAGAAAGACGUGAAGCUGCUUCAACAGGAGGAGGAGGCCCUCAAUGGCUCUGCUGAUAAAGCAGUGGAGGACAGUGAGGAGAUCUUCACUGAGAUGAUCCGUCAGCUGGAGAAAAGAAGCUCUGAUGUGAAGCAGCAGAUCAGAUCCCAGCAGGAAACUGAAGUGAGUCGAGUCAGAGAGCUUCAGGAGAGACUGGAGCAGGAGAUCACUGAGCUGAAGAGGAAAGACCAGGAACUGAAGCAGCUCUCAGACACAGAGGAUCACAACCAGUUUCUACACAACUACCCCUCACUGUCACCACUCAGUGGAUCUACACACUCAUCCAGCAUCGGGAUCCGUCCUCUGAGGAACUUUGAGGAUGUGACAGCAGUUGUGUCCCAGGUCAGAGGUCGACUACAGGACAUUCUGAGUGAGACAGAGACAGAGGUUUUACAGAUUGUGUCUCAAGUGGAUGUUUUACUGCCACAACCAGAUUCAAGAUUCAAGAUUCAAGAUUCAAGAUUUGUAUUAUCAAAAGCAGACCCAGAGCCCAGAGCUGAAUUCUUAAAAUAUUCACAGGAAAUCACACUGGAUCCAAACACAGCAAACAAAGAUCUGUUAUUAUCUGAGGGAAACAGAAAAGUAAGAUAUAUGAGUAAAGAUCAGUCUUUUUCUGAUCACCCAGACAGAUUUACUUAUUGGCGUCAGGUCCUGAGUAGAGAGAGUCUGACUGGACGUUGUUACUGGGAGGUGGAGAUGGAGGUGAGAGGAGAAGUUCGUGUAGCAGUCACAUACAAGAAUAUCAGCAGAGCAGGAGACUCAGAGGAAAGUUUAUUUGGAUCCGAUGAUAAAUCUUGGUCAUUAUCUUGUGAUGGAAACAGAUAUAACUUUGAAUACAACAGCAUCAAGACUCCAGUGUCAGGUCCUGUGUCCUCCAGAGUAGGAGUGUACCUGGAUCACAGUGCAGGUGUUCUGUCCUUCUACAGAGUCUCUGACACCAUGAUUCUCCUCCACAGAGUCCAGACCACAUUCACUCAGCCUCUCUGUGCUGGAGUUUGGAUUAGUUCUGGAUCCACAGCUGAGUUCUUUUUUACGUCAGACAGCCCCAUGAAGGUAUUCAAGCCAGUGAACAACAAGCUGGGAACUGUGGGAGCUGAGUCACUGCAGGGAGUGAACGAGAGAGGGAGGAGCAGAGAUCUGUUUCUGUUCAGAGGAAGUGAAUCUGUUCUUCAGUCUCUGGCAGCAGCUGAAAUGGCGCAGCAAGAAGUUCACCUGGACAGAGAAAGAUUCUCCUGUUCGAUCUGUGUGGAUCUACUGAAGGAUCCGGUGACUACUGGCUGUGGACACAGCUACUGUAAGAGCUGUAUUAACACCCACUGGGACAAAGGGGAGGAGAGAGGAAGCUACAGCUGUCCUCAGUGUAGACAGACCUUCACACCGAGGCCUGUCCUGGAGAAAAACACCAUGUUAGCUGAUUUAGUGGAGGAGCUGAAGAAGACUGGACUCCAAGCUGCUCCUGCUGAUCACUGCUAUGCUGGACCUGAAGAUGUGGCCUGUGAUUUCUGCACUAGGAGAAAACUGAAAGCUCUCAAGUCCUGUUUGAAUUGUUUGGCCUCUUAUUGUGAAAAACACCUCCAGACUCAUCUUCAGUCAGCUGCAUUUAAGAAGCACAAGCUGGUUGAGCCCUCGGAGAAGCUCCAGGAGAACAUCUGCUCUCGUCACGACGAGGUGAUGAAGAUGUUCUGCCGCACUGAUCAGCAGUGUAUCUGUUAUCUCUGCUCUGUGGAUGAACAUAAAGACCACGACACAGUGUCAGCUGCAGCAGAAAGGACUGAGAGGCAGAGAGAGCUCGGGCUGAGGAGACAAACAAUCCAGCAGAGAGUCCAGGACACAGAGAAAGACGUGAAGCUGCUUCAACAGGAGGAGGAGGCCCUCAAUGGCUCUGCUGAUAAAGCAGUGGAGGACAGUGAGGAGAUCUUCACUGAGAUGAUCCGUCUGCUGGAGAAAAGAAGCUCUGAUGUGCAGCAGCAGAUCAGAUCCCAGCAGGAAACUGAAGUGAGUCGAGUCAGAGAGCUUCAGGAGAGACUGGAGCAGGAGAUCACUGAGCUGAAGAGGAAAGACCAGGAACUGAAGCAGCUCUCAGACACAGAGGAUCACAACCAGUUUCUACACAACUACCCCUCACUGUCACCACUCAGUGGAUCUACACACUCAUCCAGCUUCAGGAUCCGUCCUCUGAGGCACUUUGAGGACGUGACAGCAGCUGUGUCCCAGGUCAGAGGUCGACUACAGGACAUUCUGAGUGAGACAGAGACAGAGAUUUUACAGAUUGUGUCUCAAGUGGAUGUUUUACUGCUACAACCAGAACCAGAGACCAGAGCUGACUUCUUAAGAUAUUCACAGGAAAUCACACUGGAUCCAAACACAGCAAACAAACUUCUGUUAUUAUCUGAGGGAAACAGAAAAGUAACAUAUAUGAGGAAAGAUCAGUCUUAUUCUGAUCACCCAGACAGAUUCACUGGUUGGCCUCAGGUCCUGAGUAGAGAGAGUCUGACUGGACGUUGUUACUGGGAGGUGGAGAUGGAGGUGAGAGGAGAAGUUAAUGUAGCAGUCACAUACAAGAAUAUCAGCAGAGCAGGAGGCUCACAUGAAUGUGGAUUAGGACACAAUGAUAAAUCUUGGUCAUUAUAUUGUCAUGGAAACAGUUAUAACUUUUAUUACAACAGCAUCCAGACUCGAGUGUCAGGUCCUGUGUCCUCCAGAGUAGGAGUGUACCUGGAUCACAGUGCCGGUGUUCUGUCCUUCUACAGAGUCUCUGACACCAUGACUCUCCUCCACAGAGUCCAGACCACAUUCACUCAGCCUCUCUAUGCUGGAGUUUAUGUUAGUUAUGGAUCCACAGUUGAGUUGUGUAAACUCAAAUAGACUCGAGUCAUUAAAAGCAGUGAUUUAGAUUCUGUGUGUUAAUCUUUAACUUCUUUUGUUUCCAUGUUUGUUGAUCAAAGUUUGUUGUGGUGACGUUUCUGCUCCGCACAGAUAUCAGCUGUCAAUCAAACACUGACCUUCCUUUAUCACAUGUAUUUAGUUCUGACUUUGUAAAGACACAAAUCUAUAAUUAGACUGACAUGAAUGUGUUUGAAAGAACUGAUGUUGCUGUUGUUUUCUAAAUCAAUGUAGAAAUCAGGUUGUGUGAUGUUUUAGAAUCUGUGUUGAUCCUGAUGAGUGUUGCAAAGGGGCGGAACAUUCUGGAAACUUUCCACGGGAAGUUAAGCUAAGGAAUCUUUAUACAGUAGGCUAACUUUUUACAUCUGUGAGAGUACGAUGUAUGUACAGUUGCAAUCAAAAAUGUUCAACCCCACCCAAAGAUUUUAAGGAUUUAUCGAUUAAAGUUUUUUCAAAGAUCAA
Pleuronectes platessa (European plaice) is the source of this 4117-nucleotide messenger RNA. RefSeq lists its product as uncharacterized. The record is from RefSeq and is a predicted model, not a curated record. Gene Ontology annotation, molecular function: protein binding; zinc ion binding. The transcript has 3 exons. NCBI's taxonomy places the organism in Eukaryota, Metazoa, Chordata, Actinopteri, Pleuronectiformes, Pleuronectidae. Bases 92 to 3637 code for a protein of 1181 amino acids.